Molecule: messenger RNA, 8625 nt
Organism: Sturnus vulgaris (Common starling)
Lineage: Eukaryota; Metazoa; Chordata; Aves; Passeriformes; Sturnidae
Source: RefSeq, a predicted model, not a curated record
ACUUACAUAUAUUUUCUGGCUAUGAUAGGAAACAAUGUCUCUUGAAACAGUAUGGAAAGCUGCAGGAUAGUAAAUAGGAACAGUGCUGCAAAUUACUGGCCUUACAGUCUAUGCCUCCUAUUGUCAUUCUUGAAUUUACUCACUAAAAUCUUAAAAAGGCGGUGACAUUUCUCUGCUUUGGAGGAUUUGUGAAACUAGAAAACCGAGAUUUGUAAAUAGGUGACUCGGGUGUACUGCAUUUGUGAGCCCUGCUGUGAUCAAGGUUGUAUGGAUGGUAUCCUAACAAAGUAGAAGAACACUUUGAUUCAGGUCUGAAGAUAAAAGCUGAAGCCUCAAAAUUGCACAUCUAGACUUACUUAUGUGAUUACAGAUGGUCUGAAAGCUGGGCAAGGUCUGGAAAGAAGCAGACCUGACAGAAUGUGGGACUAUCUAGGUAAAUUUCAAGCUGUAAGGAGGAAUUACUAGAACUGUUUGAGUUACAAGGCUGUCAGCAGCUUCCCCAAAGGGAAAAAAGUAAAAGCAAUGGUACCUGGUACAUCAUGUAACUUGUAUUAUGGUUUUACAAGACAUGUAAUUAGUAGUUGACAGGUCUGACAAGGAGCUUAGAGAAGGAGAGGCUGACCUGAACAGGCCAAGCAGAGGAGCUGAGAUAGGGAGAAUUGAAGCAAAGACAGCUGAGGAAGUGGUUAGGGGAGACUUAUAAUUGCAUAAGCAGUAGCAAGAGGCAGAUUGAUAAAUUAUGGUUGCCUGGAUAGCACUAGAGAUUGUGUAACUGAAUGGAUACAGUCAGGGGUUGAGACAUUUGGGGAGCAGGCAAGAAACUGCAUUUGUGAAGGAUGAAAGCUAUGACAAAUUAAUUGUAAGGAGGAAGAGCUGUGCAGUGGAGGUGUGAGCAAAAUCUUGUCAUUAGCUGACCAUGCUUUGGAAUCUAUGAAAGUUUUUUUUGUCCUAGUGAAAUACCUGAAAAGUAGCUGGGAACAUGUUUUAUAUGUCUGCAUUGAUGGUCCCUGUGGAGGAAGAUAAAUGACUAUAUUUAGUUGCCUUAUAAGAUGAAGCAAUUAAGAGCCUUCUGGUUGAAAUAUAAGAGAGUCAAUAUCCUGUAACAGAACAGAUUACAUUUAUAGGUUUUGCAGAAGAGAUGGGUACUGCUCACUUGCAGGAGUUGUCAGCUGUUUCUGUAGAGCUUCCAGAUGUUCUGAAAUCACUCCAGUUGCACAGACUAAAAGAAAAUGAGGCUGUAUUUCUAAAAGACUUAAAGAAAACCUUGGCAAAACCUUAUGUCAUGAAACAUCAGAAUCAGCUUCCUGAAGUGUUUUGUGUGAUGAGACUGUCUCCAUCAUUCCCAAGGAUCAAAGCUGAUUAUAUAUUUACCUUGCUAAGCAAGUAUACCACAGGCAUAAGAUAUGCAGUGGAAAUAAACUCUUCACAAAAAUGUCAAACAGAGACAACCCAUGGUGAAGAUGAUGACACCAAUCAGUCAGUUUCUUCAAUUGAGGAUGAUUUUGUCACUGCUUUCGAACACUUAGAUGAAGAUGAACCUUCAAAGAUACUAAGUGCUGGUACAUGCAGCUUUACCUCUCAAAACCAUCGAGAUGCUGCUUCACAGACCAUCCCUGCUCAAUGUUUAGAAGCUGUUGACUCAAAGAUUCUUGUGGGUUCUGCACGUCGGAAAUCAUCUGCCAGAUCUUCUACUUUGAUUGAUAUUUUGGGACUUAAGGAGUUGUCCUCAGUAAAGAAUUCAGUUACAACCUCAAUUUCUGAUCCUUGGAUACAAAGGAGUUUCUAUAAGCCAUAUAAUCCCUCUGAUCAAGGUGUUAAUUUUUUACGUAAAACAUUGUUUUCUUCCUCACCAGCUGAAUCCUCUGAGUCAGAUUGCUCCAGCCCAAGCCCCAUCAUCUUCUUAGAUGAAGAAGGAUAUCAAAAAAGCUUGAAGGCAAAACUUCAGCUGCCAAAAAUUCCAGUAGUAAAAGAUGGUAUAGAGGAUUCAGACUCAGAAGUGAGUGAAUUUUUUGAUAGUUUUGAUCAGUUUGAUGAGCUGGAACAAGCCUUGGAAAACUCUUGUAAAAUUAUUAGGGAUCCUAUCCUAGGGAAUCCUGCCCAGAAAAGGAGGACUUCACAUGAGAAAUUGUCUUCUGCAAGCAUUACAAUGAAUCCUCAGAAAUUCAAGUUUGAUCGUCCCACUCUGCCAGCCAAUGUGAAGAAACCAACUCCUCGUAAGCCAGAAUCACCGUACAGCAGCAUCUUCGAGGUCCCGGAUUCCCCUCGCCCGGUUAAAACAUCAGGGGAAGAGAGCGGAGGCUUCUUCAGCCCCAUUAGAACAUCGGCCUUCAGCCCCCUAGGGAGCUGCGGUUCCUCCGAAUGUCUGUGUCGAAUUAAUCUUGGUGGAGAUGGGACAGGUCAAAGUCACCGUGAUGCAGCUUAUAACAGUUACUCAGCAUAUGCUGACAGUGUUUCAUGUGAAAUACUGGGUUCUGUUUUUUUUGCUGAGUCCUCAUCAGAACAAACAUGUGCAGAGAAUGAUUCAAAGCACAAAAGCAUUACUUUGAAAGAGAAGAAGAGGCAAGCUGCAGAUCUCAAAAUGAAGACUAGUAAGGAACCAGAGAAGCAAGCAAAAUCUAAACAUAAGUCACUAAUGAUAAGAGAUAGCAUUCAGAAAUUUGCAACUGAAUUGGUUGAAAAAAGUUUUGGCAGUGCAUUUAAAGACCUCCAAAAAGGUGUUUCUUCAUGCACAAAUGCGCUUUGCCAUUUGGCUGCUAGGUUGACUUCUUCAGUCUUUCAAAUGGCUUUUUACGAGAUUGGAAGACGUAGAGCAAUCGCGCUGAAGGAGCGGGCCAUUAAUGGCAUAGCAAACUUUUUGGUGAGCGAAGCUAUAACUGGUGCUUUGAAAGAAUUGCGUCAGGUAAAGAAACAAAUAUUUACCAACACCGUUGCACGCUUCGCAGCAGAUCUCGCUGAAGAACUUGUGUUUGAAGGAAUCAUGGAAGUAUGCCAGUUUUCAUAUCCAUCAACACCUACUGCACAACCCUCAUCAUUUGAUUAUGAAAACAAAGUGGUAAGAUCCUAUGCCCGAGAUUUGUCUGAAUCUGUCAUUCAGGAGGCAUUUAUUGAACUAUCUCAGGUUGAUGUGACCUUCACAACACAAGCAGCCAUUAGUGUUUCCAUGGACAAUAUCAAAUAUGUAAGUGCAGAAAGUACGUUAGAAUCAACACAGACUUCCACAGUUUCUCCUAAUUUUAAUGAUAGGGUAACACUAAAGCCAAUCCAAGACUCGAAGAAGGAAUAUACAGUACAGAAAGCUCUAUUUUGUACCUCUGGUGUUGUGAGUUCAAUACCUGUGCCCUUAGCUGGAAGAGCUCUUUGUCAGCAACAGGUUUCCUCUGAUGCUUACAAAGUGAAAGUAUCCACUGUUCCAAAUGCUGAUGACGGUAUGAAAGUAUUCAAAGAUUCCACUCAUCCAUUUUUCACAAGCAGAACAAGAGAGGAGGAAGUUGCUUCUUUCAGAAAUAUUUACCUAACUUCGGAUCACAGUCAAAGUACUGAAAGCACUCCAUCACUCUUUUGUAACCAGAAUGAUACCAAGCUAACAAAUAACAGAUUUGGAAUGAACAAUAAUUCAGAAUUAACAAGUGGGUCAAAAGGCAUUAAUACUUUCUCUGGAACUAUGGUAGAUAUGAUAGUAAAUGAAGCUUAUGAAACCAUAACCUCAUCUAGAGUAACAAAAGCAGUAGAAGAGUAUUCAGAUUUUUUAACAAGAAAAGUAAUAGAUAAAAAACCUUAUGUUCAAGGAACUGGUGAACACUCCCCCAAGAGCAUGUUUGCAGAUCAUUUGGCCAAGUAUGUCAUAAAACAAUCUGUGGAAGAAAGUAAAACUGUGUUAUGCAACACCAGUGAGAAUUUAACAUGUAAUGUGAGCUCACAGACUUACAGAGAUAACAAUCGAAAAGAACAAUGUGUGAUAAAGAAGGAAGAGGCUGAGAAACAAAGCAAUGUUUCUAUAAUUGUGGAACAACAACAGUUGCCUUUGAAUAAUCCAUGUAAAUUUCUUUCUCCAACUCAUUCUGUUCAGUGUGUUUUAGAAUCUAAAGAUUGUUGGCCGGAGCAAAAAGGAAACAAGUUUUCUUCAAAAUCACCACCACCUUGUUCCACUGUGACUUUUGCUAGGCAUGUUCUAGAGGACUGUACUGACACGGGAAGCUGUUCAAUAACUUGCUUAAACAAGCCUUCCAAAAAAAGCGAUACCCAGAAACCAUCAGCAGGAGCUUCGAAUUACAGGCAGACUGAUUGUUUUCUGCAUGCAAAUAGCUUUUCUUCAGAGAUGUUUGGCAGUGAAGAUACUUUGCAGAUAGAAGAAAAAUCAAGCCUGAAACAUGGAAAUACCUGUUUAGUGCCCGAUACACCCCCACCAACUCCUCUAGUACCAUGUCAAAGUAGUUCUGAAAGGAACCUAAGAAAACUGUCCAAGAAACUCAAGGGAGAAUUAGCAAAGGAAUUUGCACCUGCAACACCACCUUCUACACCCUACAAUCCAUCCGUUACUGAUUCAUCUGAAACUGAACACGACUCUUUGGAAAAUGAAGAAUUUAUGCUGAAACUCAUGCGGUCGCUUUCUGAAGAAGUGGAAAGUAGUGAAGAUGAAGAUCAUUCUGGAAUGCCUGUUGAGAAAGAGGAGCAUUCAGCAAAAACAAUUCAGUAUGCAGAUUGCCUAGCUAGCCACAUAAUUUCAGUAGCAACUGAAAUGGCUGCUUCCCAUUUAGGUGGUAAAACAAAUGAAAGAGAAGCUGGUAGGCCGGCUCAGUUAGGGGUGCAAAAGAAAAGAUGUGGAUAUACUGCAUUUGUAAAUAUCCCAGAAGAGACAUGUCAUUCCUUGUGGAAUUAUGCAGGUGAUAUGGCAGGAAAAGUCAUUAAUGAGGCCAACAAAGUAGUGAAAUCAAGGCAUUGCAAGCUGUUGAGGUUGAAGCGGGUUAACUGCCAGGUGGAUUGCUUUUAUGUGAGAAGAGGUGAUAAAGAUGGUAUUUCAAAAGAAUUGUGUGGCCCAGUACAGGACCAGUGGCUGGGGGAGAGAGAUUCAUCUGGGCUUCCUUUACCACAUGGUUCAGGCACAACAGGUUUGACUUCCAAGUACCCAAGCUGUGAAAGUGUGACUGACGAGUACGCAGAUCAUGUUAUCCGGGUUCUGAGAAGAGAAGGAGGUAAUGCUGAGCUCUUAGUGGAUCAGUACGCCAGCAGACUUGCUUACAGGUCUAUCAAGUCAGGCUUGCAGCAAGCUGCUAGAAAAACCAAAUUCAGAUACAGCAGAAAGACAUUUCCUGGGCAAAAUGCACAGGUAAAUGGUAAGCUGGAGCUGAUCAAAGCAGGGAAUAAAGAUGCAGUACAGCAAGUGAAAAGCAGCAUUCAUCGCUGUGAAGGUCAAAUGUUGGAGAGGAAUGUCCGCACACAGAGAACGGAAUGUACAGAGUUGCUACAUUUUUCCGAAUCCCUUGCUCACAGUAUCACUUGUGAUGUCAGGAAGAAGCUGAAAAUGUCGGGAACAUGUUUGCCAAAGUCUCUAACAGAUUCCUGUCUAUAUAAAAAGACUGAAUUUGAUGAAGUCACAGGGGAUCUCGUUAAAACAAGGUUUUCUAGAACAUUUCUUCCUUUCUCCCCCAGUCAUAAACUCUAUCAUAGUACUGGUAAUAUAAAUGAAAAUGGCUACAGUGAAGGCAUAAUUCAAGCUAUAGAACAAUAUGCUAGGAAAGUAGCAGAUGAUACUCUAGAAAUGAGUUUAGAGUCAGCUGUUCUCCAAGUGGCUGAAAACAGAAAAAAUGGGGAUAAGCUCUCAUAUACUGAGAAACUGUCUCCUUUUUCUGGAACUGUCUGUAGAUGCUGCAGUAUGAAGGAACAUCGCUACUGUACAGAAAGCAUGUCCCAUCAUCUACCUGCACAAGAAUCCUGCAUUCCAGUGAGGCAUUUUCUUCAUUCUGGAUUGGGUGGUGCCUGUCAAAAUUCAAGAGUGUUUCAGCUCGGUAUUCCCAAAAUUCACGUUGAUGUAGAACAGAGGACAGUGUUUCCUGACAAGGGGGCUACUGCGGCCGUAGAGAAAUCAGAAAGAGAGCUGAGUUACACAAGUCUGACAGCUGACAGUGGUAUUGGACAAGAUGGAGUCAGUUUUGCUGAAAGCCUUACUACUGAAAUAAUGACAUCAGCUAUGACUAAUAUUGGUCAGGCAGUUACCAUAAGCUCUGUUGGAAGAGAAGGAUUUCACUCUGUUGAAUCUGUUGUUAGCCAGCAGAUGAGUCUUAGUAUUGGUGAUGAUAGCACUGGGAGUUGGUCCAAUCUAAGUUUUGAAGAUGAACAUCCUGAUGAGAACAGCAGUUUUCUUCACCUAAGUGACAGUUCAGCUGUCUUUUCUUCUUCUCCUGGCAGUAAUGGUAACAGCAGUAGCUGGAGCAGUCUUGGUUUAGAAGGGGAUGUGUAUGAGGAGAAUUUAUCCUUUCCAACAUCAGACAGUGAUGGAACAGAAGAUAAAGAUGAAGAUUCCAAGGAUGCUGUAGAAGGUUUGGAGCAAAUGCGAAAGACUUUAUCAAUAAUGAAUAUUGAUCUGGAACCAAAUCUAGUGGACCCACAGCUCAGAGCAGCACUCCAGUGGCUGGCAGCUUCUGAAACAGAGGUGUCUGACCUUCACUUUCGUGACACUGCUGCAAGGGACUUUGUCUUUCUUUCCAGAAGACUGAGAGAAAGAGACUGGAAAGUUGGAGAUCUCUUGCAAGCAGUGCUGAAAUAUUGUGAAAUGAUAGAGACAACAUCUGAUGGAGAGCAAGCUCUAAGUAAAUCUUUGGUCAGUUGGCUUCUGGAAAAUGUCUGAAAAAUCCAAAGAUGCAACACUCUUCGCUCCAUUCCUCUUCUGAAAGGAGAUAGAAGGAACACAGAUGUGUAAAGUAAAAUUCAACUAGUGAAUGUUUAAGUAAUAGUCAGCAUUAAAAGACUUUGAGGUGAAAGUCAAAAUAGCUGUGCUGUGCUUUGUGAUACUGUGCACAUGGUAUGUUUAUUCAGUCCAUAAUCGGUGUUGUUCUCCCACGCAUAAAUUGUAUUUACUGCUGUGUUCAUACCACUGAGAUAUUUAUGAACAACCCUUGUCUAUAACCGUAGUCCACAGGAGACAGUCUCAGACAUGAUAUUCAGGAUGACUCUUUGUCCCACUCCUAUGUGUGCUGUAUUCACAGCAGGACUGAGAGCAUUGAUUUCAGCAAGAAUCUGCUCUGGAAUACCUUGCUGCAGACAGUGGAAAAAUUAUUCACCUUGGCUAGGUGUUAUGUGCCCAAGAGCAGCAUUGCCAGGAAGAAAACUGUGACCUGCCUGAGCAGCCCCUUAAUACAGCCUGGCUUCAUGACCACCUUUAUCUAUUUUAACUGUAUGUGAAGAUGGGAGAGUCUGCUCUCAAAGCUGAGGUGCAAAUGCAUGAAUUGUUGACUCCUGUAGAGCUGGUAACUUCUGGCAGAAGGGCAGAGUGAGAAGUUGAGCAUAAUUUCAUAUGUAAUUCUUCAGCAAGGUUUCCUGAAGCUUGCCAAUCAGAUAUAAAUGGCUAAAAUUUUUAGUGAGGCUUUUUGUAUACAGAAACUUCUGACAGUAAUUCUGUGUCAAAGAAUUUGUACAUUAGUCUCACACAGAUGUGUUAAAAGUAGAAGAUAGAAAUUUCUGAGGAUUUUGGCCAUCUUUUUGAAUAGUUUUAUUUCUUUAUUUCAAAGCAGUGACAUACAAAUUUUCUUUUCAUGAAUAAAGACAAUUUUGUUACUCAGUAAGCAUGGAAGAUUUUAGCAAAGAAAGCUAAUAAAAAUGUAAAGGGGAAAUAUCUUACAAAUUGGUAUUUCAUUUUUGUUAACUACCUUCACUGAACUUAUUUUAAAGGCACUUUUAAUUGAAUUGUUUUAGCAGUCUUGUCGGGUUUCUUACCAAUGCUGCUGUUAUGCCUUUCUGUCUGAAGGGAAAUCUGGACCUUCACUUAUCCUGUGGUUUGAAAAUACUUUCUGGGAUUUGUUUUUUUUAUAUAUCCUUUGAGAGAAAAAGGCAUGUGCUGGUGAUUACCAGGUUGCCGCCUAAAACUUGGCAAAUAAUAGAGCGUUACUGAUUUUGGAUGAACAAAAAAAAUCUUAAUAGCUUUUUCUCAGAAAAAUAUACUGUUGAUAUGGUACACAGUUUUGUGAUCCCAAACAAGGAGAAAUAUGGUCUCCAAAUCUAUUCCUGAGUUUUAAUAGCAUAUGUACAAUUCUGAUUUCCCUUACCCCAUGAAUUUCUAUGAAGUGUCACACUGGUAAACUCAAACUGGUAAACUUCUUGCAGUGUCUUUGUGUUUCAGGAGAGCAUUCCACUGGCCUUUGUUGCAGAGACAUGGUUGGUUUUAAUCGUCUUUUGUGAUCUGGAUUUCUGCCUUGGAUCUCACAAAGUUCACCUUUCUCACAGAGCCAAAGAUUUUUCAUGUUUUUGUAUAUGUACAUAGAUGUGUUCACACAUGUGAAUACACACAGAUAUGUUUAUCUAUAUGUGCAUGAGAUCUCACUGCUGUGAACUCCUGGUGCAAACUUCUACCACUAAAUUAAAAUUCUGUUAUGCUCAGUUUAUUUCCUCACUUCAUGUAUCAUUUCAUUGAUUGAA